UUCCCUCAUUUUCUGUGAAAAACAUACUAAGUUUUUAAAGUUCGCAACUCUUCCAUUCCACACAAUGAGUGCUGCUCCUCCAAGUGGAAGCAUUGCUGUGGAACAUGAUUCUGCUGCUCAAUGGGAUUGGCCACUUCAACACACAGACGGGGUAGUCAAAGUACACAAUACAAAAGAAAAGUUUGAAGUUGGCCUGGAUGUUCAAUUCUUUUUGCCUCAUGAAAUUGAGGUAAAAGUAGCAGGGCAAGAUGUGCUAAUUCACUGUCUUCAUGAGCCACGAAAGGAUGAACACGGGAGUGUUAAGCGAGAAAUUCACCGUUCGUAUCGUUUACCGAAUGAUGUUGUGCCUGAUACACUAAAGAGCCACCUUUCGAAUAAGGGAGUUUUAACGCUGACAGCAUCGAAAAAAUGAGGAAGAAUAAUUAAAAACAGAUUUUUGGAUAGGACUAUUUUAAUUAUAUUAUAGCUAAAAAUAAAAUUAAUGUUGAUGAAUUUGUGAUUAAACCGAUAAUAGAGUU
Meloidogyne enterolobii is the source of this 518-nucleotide messenger RNA. The record is from the annotation of a GenBank genome assembly. Lineage: Eukaryota; Metazoa; Nematoda; Chromadorea; Rhabditida; Meloidogynidae.